This is a messenger RNA of Hordeum vulgare subsp. vulgare (domesticated barley), 2106 nucleotides long. Its product is annotated as E3 ubiquitin-protein ligase ATL6-like. The coding region runs from base 679 to 1818 and encodes 379 amino acids. The record is from RefSeq and is a predicted model, not a curated record. Lineage: Eukaryota; Viridiplantae; Streptophyta; Magnoliopsida; Poales; Poaceae. The transcript has a single exon.
UACCCAGGUACGGCUAAAGCUGAAGCUGGUAAUUUAUCGCACUCGUGUCAUCCUGUGGCGCUAACGAAUUGAGUGGCAUAUGAUCUGUACAACUGCUCCACGCAGGUAGGCGACAUCACAUGGUCGAUCACACUUGACAUUUUGUCCUCAUGCUUCACACCGUUGGCCAGGUGGUGCAUGUACCGGUGAGACAUGAUUGUCCAUGCCGUAUGAAAAUCAGUCACGAUCUAGAUGAGCUUGUUUAAGGAUUUCUUGGCGUCAGGGGGCAUCAUCAGCUACAUCCACAGUUUAUUCUCGAAUACUGCAUUCCACAAUUAUGGCAUAUUGUAUGGCAUUUACAGUCGACACAAUUAAUAAUCGCAUCAUCUACUCCUACAUGGCAUCGCAUUCAGUGUGAUUACAAAUUUAGUAUAGUCAAAACAGAUCAAUCCAGAUGUAGAAACGUAAAGGGCAAAAGGCAAAGUGUCCACCCGUCAGAAGAUUUCUACCCAAGAAAGAAAGAAAAGGAAGGUGCGAAUUUCCCUCGGGAUUUAGGCGCCGCCGCCGCCGCUAACGUAGCAGUAGCACACCACACCGCACCACCAGGCUCCAGCUGAGCUCUCUCUCUCUUUCUCGCUCUUGUGGCGUGAGCCGAAUCCCAUUGGAGUAGAGUAGGCCACCGCCUCACCUGCCAAUCCUAUGGUUGCGGUGAUGGAGGUGCGUACACACCUCCUCGUCCUUGUCUGCCUCCUCGGCGCCGGCGCCGGCGCAUGCGUGGCGCAGUCUUUGCCGCCGGCGCCGCAGUCCACCGGGGUGGCGCCGCCGCCGAGGCCCACGCCGUUCGGUCGCACCAUGUCCACGGUUAUCACCGUGGCCAUCAGCGUCUUCUUCUUCCUGCUCUUCUUCUGCGCCUACAUCAAUCAGUGCCGCCUCGCCGAGAACGCCGCGCCGCAGGGUGCCAACGCCGCCGCGGCCGGGCCCGGGGCGUCCAGGAGGGGGAAGCGCGGGCUGGACCCGGCGACGGUGGCCACGUUCCCGAUCAUGCCGUACCGGGAGAUCAAGGAGCACAAGAUCGGCAGGGGCGUGCUGGAGUGCGCCGUGUGCCUGACGGCGUUCGAGGAGGGCGACGACCUCCGGCUGCUGCCGCACUGCUCGCACGCCUUCCACCCGGAGUGCAUCGACCCCUGGCUCGAGGCGCGGAUCACGUGCCCGCUCUGCCGCGCCAACCUCGAGAAGCCGCCGCCGCCGCCGGCGCCCGCCGUGGCGCCCCCGUCGCCGGAGCAGGUGGCGCGGCGUCAGCCCUCGCCUUCGCCGUCGCCGCCGCACGCCGUGGUGAUACCGGUGCGGGAAGAGGAAGAGGAGGAGAGCGACGAGGACGACAGGAAGGAGGAGGCGAUGGAGCUGGAGAUGCUGCGCAGCGAGCGGCGGGCGGCGAGGCUGCCGAGGUCGCACUCGACGGGGCACUCGCUCUUCGCGGCGUCGGCGGCCGCCGCCGAGCGGAGCGACCACGAGAGGUUCACCCUGCGGCUGCCGCACCACGUGAGGGAGCAGGUGCUCAGGUCGCGCCGCCUGCGCCACGCCACCAGCCUGAUCGACCUCGCCGGAGCGAGCCCCGAGGGGAGCGUGCGCGGAGGCCGGCCCGCGGACGGGGGAGGCAGCUUCGGCAAUGCCGGCGGCGGGCGGCGGUGGCAGGCGUUCCUGGCGAGGACGAUGUCGUGGGCCCGAGGGGGAGGCGACGGGUCGGUGCGGAAGGGGUGGGACGGGUCCACCCGGAGGGGAAGGGACGAUCCCGAGUCGAGCAGAAAGGGAGCCGCUUCGCCGGCGGUGGCGCGGCCAUGAUGAACAACACGCCGCCACCGGAACUGCAGUGCAGAGCUCGACUGUAAAAAAUGCGUGUAAUUUGCUUUUUUUUUUUUAGCUGAUGGUAUGGAUAAAUUUAAUUUUUCAUCUUUUUAUUACGUAGCUAGGAAAAUAUUUGCGUGUGCUCCUGUGACGCCUGAAGUUUUCUCGUUUCCUCUGACUCCCGCGAAGUGAAAUAUUUUUGUUCGAUCCCGUGGAUUCCUUGGGGUGGGAUUUGAGACUUUGUCGAGGGAGAAGAAUCUGAAUGUUCACUUUUGGACUUGUGCA